CAGUUUCCCUCACACCGCUUCCGAGGCUCUUGGAGGGAGGACGGAUAAACGGCGCAGACUGUACGGGAUUUGAAACCCGAAAGGAGGGAGGGAUGCUACGGUGAUUUCCCCUCUAUUCUUUGCUGACACCCACCUCCUCGCCACCACUUCCACUCCUCUUUAUCACUUCAGUCUCGGAACCACCUCUGUGUAUCAUUUAUUUUUCAAUUCAUCUUGGUUGAUUUGGUAUUUUUUUUAUUCAUUUUUUUUUUCUUUUACCUCUGUGCUCCAAGAGGAAACCGACUUGGCUGUGAUUUUUUUUUAACCCAUCUUCUCCAAGCGCACGCAAACAGAAAUACAAACUGGGCUUUAAACCAGUGGAUGUGUUGGACAUCUGGCAAAAGAAGCAAUAGCUUCUUACCUUCUACUGGAGAGAAGUGGACGUUUUCUACUGGCUUGUAUAUAUUGGGGGGAUUUCCUUGGAGAGACGGGCUGCGCACGGAGUCUCUCACUUCCACGGCAGAUCUGUGUCAGCGUGCAGGGAAGGAAACCUUCAUCGUAUCCAGCCCAGUGAUGAGCUAAAGGCUUUGACUGGGAGACAGAAAGUGUGAAGCUGCAGCAACAGGCUCCAUCUCAGCUAAUGAACUAAGAAGUUCAUCAACAGUUUUGUCAGAAAACCACCUCAGUGGGAGCGGAGCUCCACUGAGAGGAACCAGGCAGUAGGGGGCGGAAAGAAGUGCGCAGUUGCUCAGUUUGGGCAAGACAGCGAUGCUGACGAUGAAGCGGCAGGGCCCUGGCGUGUUGAGAGCCUUCUUGGUUUUGCUGGGAAUUUCUGCACUCUGUAGCGUCGCAUUUGGAACCAAGAAAGGAAAUGCUUCUUUGGAUCAAAAGGCCCACAGAAACAGACAUCCAGGUCACUUGUCACUACAUAAACACAAACAGAGGGCGGGGAAGGAAGGGCAGGUACUCCACCGGUCCAAACGAGGAUGGGUCUGGAAUCAGUUCUUCGUCAUUGAGGAGUACACUGGACCCGACCCGGUUCUUGUGGGCAGGCUCCACUCAGACGUAGACUCGGGCGAUGGUAACAUCAAGUACAUUCUGUCUGGCGAAGGUGCGGGAACAAUCUUUGUGAUUGAUGACAAGACAGGCAACAUCCACGCCACAAAAACCCUGGAUCGAGAGGAGCAGGCCCAGUACACUUUAACAGCCCAGGCUGUGGCCAGAGACACAAAUAAGCCUCUGGAGCCUCCAUCAGAGUUCAUAGUGAAAGUUCAGGACAUCAACGAUAAUCCUCCUGAGUUUCUACAUGGUCCAUACUAUGCCGGGGUCCCUGAGAUGUCCAAUGUUGGUACGUCAGUGAUGCAGGUGACAGCUACAGAUGCUGAUGACCCUACCUACGGCAACAGCGCCAGACUGGUGUACAGCAUCCUCCAAGGACAACCCUAUUUUUCUGUGGAGCCUCAGACAGGUAUAAUUCGGACUGCCUUGCCAAACAUGGACCGCGAGGCACGUCAGGAGUACGACGUCGUGAUCCAGGCCAAAGACAUGGGCGGCCACAUGGGAGGGCUCUCAGGCACCACUGAGGUUAAAAUCACUCUCACAGACGUCAACGACAACCCUCCGAAAUUCCCACAGAGUGUGUAUCCCAUGUCUGUGUCAGAGGACAAAGUGCCAGGAGAGGAGGUGGGCCGUCUCAAGGCUAAAGACCCUGACCUUGGCGACAAUGGACUGGUGAACUACCGCUUGGUGGAUGGAGAUGGAAUGAGCAUGUUUGAACUGAGCACAGACUCCCGGACCAGAGAGGCUGUCAUUAAACUGAAGAAGCCGGUGGACUUUGAGACGAAAAGGUCAUACACUCUAAAGGUGGAGGGAUCCAACCCCUAUAUCGACCCUCAGUUCCUUGCUUGGGGACCCUAUAAGGACGAAGCCACAAUAAAGAUAUCAGUGGAGGAUGCAGAUGAGCCUCCUGUUUUCGUAGCUCCCAGUUACACUUUCGAGGUGGAGGAAAACGCGCCUCAAGGCACCCAGGUGGGACGAGUUCAUGCCAAGGACACCGAUGUUGCCAACAAUCCUGUCAGGUACAUGAUUCCACGGUACACAGACAUAGAGCAGUUCUUCAGCAUAAACUCGGAAGAUGGCAUGAUUACCACAACAAGACCACUGGACAGAGAAGCACAGGCCUGGCAUAAUAUAUCUGUAUCAGCCACAGAGAUUGGAGGUCACCACCAGGACACCAAAGUGCGUGUUAACAUCAAAGUGAAGGACGUCAACGACAAUCCCCCAGAGUUUGCGACCAACAACGAAGUCCUUAUGUGUGAAAACGUCACACCAGGAAAGCUUAUUGAAACAGUAAGUGCGGUGGAUAAAGAUGAAAUGGCUCCCAGACAACACUUCUCAUUCAGCCUUGCGCCAGAAGUCGCCCACAACCACAACUUCUCCCUCAAAGACAACAAAGACAGUACAGCCAGUAUUUACGUGCUCCGUAAAGGAUUCAGUCGUCUCACCCAGGAUGUUUACUCCCUUCCCAUUGAGAUAAACGACAACGGAUCACCCCCCAUGAGCAGCACCAACACCCUGACCAUCAGAGUCUGUUCAUGCGACAGCAAAGACACCAUCCGCACGUGCAACGUGGAGCCCUACGUCCUACCUGCCGGCCUCAGCACCGGGGCACUGGUCGCCAUACUGGCCUGUAUCGUCAUUCUGCUCGCAAUAGUGGUGCUGUUUGUAGCACUGAGGCGUCAGAAGAAGGAGCCAUUGAUAGUGUUUGAGGAGGAGGACAUCAGAGAGAACAUUAUCACUUAUGAUGACGAGGGAGGCGGUGAGGAGGACACAGAGGCUUUCGACAUUGCUACACUGCAGAACCCAGACGGCGCCAAUGGUUUUCUUCCACGGAAGGACAUCAAACCAGAGCUUCAGUACCCCAGGAUCGGAAUUGGCCGCCCAGCAGCCAACAGCGUGGACGUCGAUGACUUCAUCAAGACUCGAAUUGCAGAGGCAGACAGUGACCCGACUGCACCUCCUUACGACUCCAUUCAGAUCUACGGCUAUGAAGGCAGAGGAUCGUUGGCUGGGUCACUGAGUUCCCUCGAGUCUGUCACAACAGAGUCUGACUUGGAUUAUGACUAUCUGCAGAGUUGGGGGCCGAGGUUUAGGAAGCUGGCAGAUUUGUACGGGACCAAAGACUGCUCCAUCAACGAUGGGGAUGAUGGUGAAGACUCUUAACAGUGGUCUUACAGAGUGGACGCCCGCCGAUUUCUGAUUUAAGGAUCCCAUGAGGAUUUGUUAACUGAGGGUUAACAUUCCCCAGUUCCCGUUUGUUACCAACUACCAACCGAUCAGUUCAUGCCAUUUUGUCAACCGAUGAUAACAGCUCUCCACCCCUGUGGCACCUCUCUGGUCCUCCAAGGCGAUUUGAUAAUGGACAUGUGAUGAACGCUUGGACUUGAACCGCUCCCAGCUUUCCCAAUGUUUUCUUCCUUUGUCUCUCCCUCUCCUUCUGUUUCUACAGACUUCAGCAUCGCAGGGCUGGGAGUUGUGAUGUCGCCAGAUUGUCAGUUUGAAAAUUAAUUUGAUGGAAACUUUGUUGCUGUAUGAUCAAAAUGACUUGCUUAUCGCAAACUGUUUAGUUUCUUAGAGGUUCUACAUACCUUUGUGGACUGGAUUCACAUACUUCCUCUAUGUUUCCUGAGAGAGAUCUUGCUCUCUCAACGGGUUCCUGAGUGGAACUUUAGUUGCUCUCUCAAAGAAAAAGAGCAAGAGAAGUGUACGAAAAGAAAAUGUUUGUAUUGGAUCCAAUGACUGCCUGAUGUUAUGGAAGAGAAGAGGAAUAUAGAGAUGUGUUAGUUCAAACGAAACGAUUCUUAAAAUGUGUUGUUGUGUGUGCCGAAUUCAGCAGGUACUGUUGUUUAGAUGGCGUGACCGACUCUGGGUUGUUGAUACUGUUAAGACGCUCGCAGCAUCUUCACAGUAUGGUGGCCUUAUAAUAAAUAAACAACAACUCCAGGGGUAAACACAACAAGAGUAAAGAUAGAGACCACUAGCGUCAGUAGCUGUACGCAGAUAAACGAACAUACAAGGACUGAGUAUCUGUGAAAAUGCUACACAAAUACCAUUUUUGUUUUGUUUUUGUUUUUUAAUUCCAAAAAGAGACAGACUCAACAUGGAUUUGAUUUUAAAAUUGCGGAUGAUUCCUUGUUUUCAUUCUUCACUGCAGAGAAGGCGUGAAAAGAAAAGCUGACCCUCUCCACUCCCACCUGCCCGUCCUCUGUGUUCCCAUUCUUCCUAUCAACAAUCACUUCCCAUAUCAGAUCCACCAAUGAAUGAUCACUUCCUCAUUCGGAGUCCACCAAUGACGAUCAAUCAAAAUGAGUAAAAACCUGUGAGCUCUAAAAAACGCCUUAAACUUAAUGGACACUCUUGCAACGCAGUGCAUUCUCUGUUUUGUUUUUUUCCUCCUUCUUUUGUUUCUUUUUGUAACUUGAAAAGUAUAUUCAGAAAGCAAACUAUUCUCCCUGUUAGGUGUGUACAGAGCGAUGUGCAGACAUGCGAUAUAUCACUUUGAGGAUCCAACCUGCGCCUCAUACACUCUUAAAACGGGAUGUGUUCUGUUCCCGCCGGAAUGGUAAAUGUAGACUGGCAAAAUAUGCAUUGUGUUUUUCCCCAACGUCACAUACGCAGCAACAUCUGUUGUAUCAACACAUGUUGCUAAUUAAACAUAAAAUGUGCACAUUGGGAAAUAACACAGGGCUUGUUUUUUUGAGCCACAUAUACAGAAAGGCUGAAAGCAGAACAUCCUUUUUAAGCGUGUAAGUUCUUGUUCAAUCUCUUUUUUAAUGUUAUUAUAUUAUUAUGAUUAUUAUUGUUGUUUUCUAUUAUUAUUAUUAUUAUUGUUAUCAUUAUUCUGACAAUUGUUCUUUCAUUGGCUACAGCUACACGGGAACAAAUUCAUGUUUAACUCUUUGCAGCACGGAGUCAUGUUCUUAUGGUUGUCUAAACAUGGACGGACUACAAAGUUUUUGAUUUUCAUUUUUGGGCAGCUGUAAGAAAUAUACUGCUAAAAGUUAAAUAUCCGCUUUGGAUUUGUUUGUUGUAUUUUUAUUUUUUUUUUGCCUGUGAUUACAAUCUCUCUCAUUUCUUCUGUUUUUGUUUCUUUUUCCCCAUUAUUUGGCGUUUCUUCGUUCUUUCUCCCUGUUCAAGAGGAAAACUAGCAAUCCGUGUUUGUUGCAGUGAGAGAACGCCUCGUUUUUAUUCUCUGUCAAGUUUUAUGGUACCGAUUUGUACAAUUUUAAAAGUUCUUAUUUUAGUAUACAUGCAGAAUAUUCCAGUAUUACAACAAAAAACAUGUUAAGAAGAUAAGAAUAAAAAAAAAUGUUACAGCAUCACACUUAUAUUUUCUGAACAUUGUACUGUUGCUUUAUUAUGUGCUUCAAUCUCCGAAGCGAAAAAAAAAAAAAAAAACUUUGAAAUAAAUGCUCUUUUUAUAAAAUGAUA
This is a messenger RNA of Mugil cephalus (flathead mullet), 5469 nucleotides long. RefSeq names its product cadherin 11, type 2, OB-cadherin (osteoblast) (gene cdh11). The transcript is spliced from 16 exons. Gene Ontology annotation, molecular function: calcium ion binding; cadherin binding. NCBI's taxonomy places the organism in Eukaryota, Metazoa, Chordata, Actinopteri, Mugiliformes, Mugilidae. Gene Ontology annotation, cellular component: catenin complex; adherens junction; plasma membrane. Gene Ontology annotation, biological process: cell-cell junction assembly; cell morphogenesis; multicellular organism development. The coding region runs from base 748 to 3201 and encodes 817 amino acids. The record is from RefSeq and is a predicted model, not a curated record.